UGUUCACAGAACAUUCUGAGCACAUAGGGGGGCCCACUAAUCUGGGCUAAUAAGUAACUGGAGUUAUGCAACUUUUCAUAUAACAUUUGAAGCAAAUACAUUUUUCCCCAGUUUUCGAGAGACAGAAAGGACAUUUGAUUGAAAGGAGAGAUUUCUGAAAAAUCUGCAUUUAACAAUGUAUCUUCAAAAUAUUCUGCUGUGCUUGAUUGCGUCCCUUGUCUUAUCAACAUGCAAUCGGGUCUAUGUUCAUCCGUUCAACCUAUUUGCGUACAACAAAAGUGAAUGUGAACAUAUACAAACACAAAAUGACACAAUUGAAAAAACAUUCCUGCCAAUAUCUAUUGAAACAGAGAUCACAUCUGAAGAAAGAAUCUGGAAAGUCAAAACGUACCCGGGAAAACAUCGUUUUGGUUACCUUGAAAGCUUUCUGACUUUACUUAUUAAUGAUUUGGGUCUUCGAGCCUUUGAGGCUUUGAAAGGAAUACAUACAAGUAACACUAUCCUUCUACCCUCAACAAAUUUUUAUUGGUCAAUGGUAUCCUUUUAUCUUGGUGCUUCUGGAGAAACUGCUAUCAGUUUGCAGAAACUUCUAGGGUUUGAACAUCCAUCUGGAAGCACAAGCUGCACUUCUCAAGUAAAUGGUUUAAAAAUAAUGUCAAAAUUGAAAACCAUUGACAGUGCGCUCUUUUCUAAAAAUGGCAGCAUUUCAGUGUGGAGAACAGUCUGCAUUUUUGUCUCUCCAGGGGUCCCUUUGUCUGAAAACUUUAUUCAUGACUUGGGACCAUCUGCUGAUCAUUUGUAUACAAGAGCUGUAAACUUCACAAAUUCAGCAAUAGCAGUACAUUUAAUCAAUGAGUUUUUGGAUACUCAACUACCCAAAAAAAUGAAAUCUGGACUGACAUCAUUUGAUGAAGCAUCUAAUGUUAUGUACAUUAGCCAUGUUUAUUACAAAGGUAAAGUGACUAAGUCUUUCUUAAUUCCGGAGUUUCAGCCAUUUUGGAUUAAGCCAAACAGGCAAAUCUCAGUCCCCAUGAUUUCAGCAUCAGGAAUAUUUCAGUUCAAAGAUGACAGUAUUAAAAAUCAAUUGGUUCUAAAGAUUUAUCUUGGUGAAAAUGAUUUCCUGUUGCUUAUCCUACCAACUAAUGGAAAUACCAUUGAGAACAUAGAAUCUUCCAUCACAAGCUAUAACUGGCAAACUUUAAACUGGCUAAAUGGUUUAUCAAACAGAUACCUCCAUUUAACCAUACCAAAGCUUGAAAUAGAAUGUUCAUAUGAUGCCAAAGACCUUCUUACUUAUAUGAAUCUGUCCAGCCUGCUGCAAAAGACUGCACAUUUUGGCAAAAUGAGUAAUGAACAAAUAAACAUUGGAAAGAUACUUAACAUAGUGCAUUUUGAACUGGAGGACAGUGGUGAAAAUGAAGCCAAUUAUAUGUCAGAGAAAAAUAAAGGCCAGGAGCCUCUAGAAGUAAAUUUCAACAAACCCUUCAUUUUUGUCUUUUUUGAAGGGACCACAAAGGCAUUGAUACUACUUGGAAGAAUUGUAAAUCCACUUAACAUCAAUUAAUAUCUGUUAUGUAUGAGUUAAAAGACACAUUUGAUAACCA
Rana temporaria (common frog) is the source of this 1604-nucleotide messenger RNA. It is a transcript of the gene AGT, whose product is annotated as angiotensinogen. The record is from RefSeq and is a predicted model, not a curated record. Gene Ontology annotation, molecular function: serine-type endopeptidase inhibitor activity. Gene Ontology annotation, biological process: regulation of systemic arterial blood pressure by renin-angiotensin. Lineage: Eukaryota; Metazoa; Chordata; Amphibia; Anura; Ranidae.